AUUCGUCUUCUUCUCCACUACUCAUUUUAGCUCGGCGGAGACUCCCCUCUUCAGUAAUAGUCCAUGAAUGCAGCGGCUGCAGUGACCAACGCCAUCACCAGAUUACCUUUUCCACCCCCAAUUGGAUACCCUUUUGCCCAAAAUGAGAACCCCAGACGCGUUAUCGAGUCUCUGCGCUUUCCUUCAACUUCGUCUUCGGCAGUAGUGAAAACAGUAUCUUUAUCUUUGGAACAAGAGUUUCGGCCUAAUGCCCUUCGCAAGAAGCAAGAUUCCUCAUCCAGAUGUGGGUUCAGCCUAGGGGUAGACCUGGGUCUUUCGCGGACGGGCCUUGCCAUCAGCAAAGGCUUUGUAAUUCGUCCCUUAACUGUUCUUGAAUUAAGAGGCCAAAAGCUGGAGCUUCGUCUACUUGAUAUUGCUCAAAACCAGGAGGUUGACGAGUUCAUAAUAGGGCUUCCAAUAUCUAUUGAUGGGAGAGAAACACCACAGUCGAAUAAAGUCCGUAGUGUUGCUGGUAGACUUGCCGUCCGGGCUGCUGAGAGGGGCUUGAGAGUGUACUUGCAGGAUGAAUAUGGGACCUCAACUGAGGCACUUGAUCGUAUGAUAGACAUGGGACUCAGCAAGUCUGGUCGCCGGGGGAGGAUUGAUGCCUAUGCAGCUGCGAUGGUGCUCGAAAAGUACUUUUCAGAGUCAGGAGGAGGAGUUGAACUUGUCUUGCCCAAGCAGUUGGACCUCCAAAACAAACUUAGAGGAAAGCUAUGGAAGCGUUCUUAAAAGCAAUUUUCUGGAAGAGCAACAGGUUGAAACUGCGUUGUAGCAGUGAGUCAGCAAUCAAUUAUUUAUUACAACGUAUUUCAGACAUCAAGAUUCCAAUUAUCAAUGCGUCCAACUUCUUUUCCUUGUAUAAAACAUUUGGUUGAUCAAAUUUCUUAUCCCUGCCUAAAAUGUACAAAUCGAUUGUUAUUUCUGGGGUCCAAGGACGGAAAGGGUAUAAAAUGCAUGUUACUGUA
Coffea arabica (coffee) is the source of this 1007-nucleotide messenger RNA. RefSeq lists its product as uncharacterized. Gene Ontology annotation, biological process: rRNA 5'-end processing. The record is from RefSeq and is a predicted model, not a curated record. Lineage: Eukaryota; Viridiplantae; Streptophyta; Magnoliopsida; Gentianales; Rubiaceae.